AUACCAUAUAUUGGAAGGAAAGGCAUACCGACUCAAAAUAUAAUGGCGGUGUGUAAUUUUGACAUGCAAUUCACUUUUGCAUGUGCCGGGUGGGAAGGAACUGCACAUGAUACAAGGAUAUUUCUCUCAUCUAUAAGGAAUGAUGCUCUGAAGUUUCCUAAGCCUCCCAAUGGGAAAUAUUAUCUUGUGGAUGCUGGUUACCCACAAAUGAAGGGAUAUCUAGGACCUUAUAGAGGUGGUGUGAGGUAUCAUCUUCCACAAUUUCGGUACGGUGGUGAACCUACCGGUUCUAAAGAGGUAUUUAACCAUAUGCACUCAUCUCUUAGGAGCGUCAUUGAACGUACUUUUGGAGCAUGGAAAAAAAAAUUUAAGAUUUUAAAAGACAUGCCUAGUUAUCCAUUCAUUACACAAGUCAAAAUAAUUAUUGCGACAAUGACGCUUCAUAACUAUGUAAGAAAGCAUAGUCGACAUGAUAUUCAUUUCAAUAAUAGAAAUAAUGUCCAAAAUGAGAUGGAUAUGGGGGGGAAUGCACAAGAAGAACAUGGUAUAAACUACAAUCUCGGGGCACAAGAAAUGGAUAUAGUGAGAAAUGAUAUUGCUGCAAGUUUAAUGAGUGCUCGCUCACCAUAGAAGAUCCAUUUGAUAUUUUCAUAUGAUGAUGUGUUGAUAUCAAGAACUCUUCCACCUUACCAAUCUCGUUGGUGAUCAAGAAAUGGGAGUGAUUUUUGUUGGCUCCAUUUUGAUUCUCUCCUUUCCAUUGGAGAUUGAAUUUUUGAUGUAUAUAUUUUGGUAAUGGAAGUAAACUGAUGUGCUAAAGGUUUUGUAUCCCAGAAACAUCAAAUGAACUAUGUUUUUGCAUUCUCUACUAUCUAUGUAUAAGCAAAUAGCUCAUUUACAUAUUAGCUAUCUUAAUUGUUUGAUUGGAAACAAUACUUUUACGCGAACCUUCCAAAGGGGUACCAAAUAUCCCACUUUGAUGUUCCAACUAUAACCGGUGGCUACAUUGAUUUGGACAUACUAGUAGAGUUUGGUGGUGGGCAUAAGAAGUUUGGCAUUACAAGACUUCACAUGGAAGAUGAUGCAAGGAAGCUUAUUGAUUCAGUCGACGGAAGUUACUCAGAGGAAAGAACCCAUAUUUCCUUGCAAUAAUAUAGUUAGAACAUGAAAUAUAAUGUCAAAGACACUUGAAGAUGAUUACACACACAAGUAGGAUAAA
Messenger RNA from Rosa chinensis, 1216 nucleotides. RefSeq lists its product as uncharacterized. The coding region runs from base 43 to 630 and encodes 195 amino acids. NCBI's taxonomy places the organism in Eukaryota, Viridiplantae, Streptophyta, Magnoliopsida, Rosales, Rosaceae. The transcript has 2 exons. The record is from RefSeq and is a predicted model, not a curated record.